This is a messenger RNA of Paramecium primaurelia, 2539 nucleotides long. NCBI's taxonomy places the organism in Eukaryota, Ciliophora, Oligohymenophorea, Peniculida, Parameciidae. The record is from the annotation of a GenBank genome assembly.
AUGGUUAACUUCACUGUAGAUUAAAUAAGAGAGAUUAUGAAUAAAUAAUAAAACAUCAGAAACAUGUCAGUCAUCGCUCAUGUGGAUCAUGGAAAGUCUACAUUAACAGAUUCUUUACUCUGUAAGGCUGGAAUCUUAUCAGCUAAAGAGAGUGGAGACAAAAGGAUGACUGACACAAGAGAAGAUGAAUAGUUAAGAGGAAUUACAAUAAAAUCUACAGGUGUAUCAUUGUAUUAUGAAUAUGAUAUUAACUACAAUAACACAAAAGAGUAGUUUUUAAUCAAUUUAAUUGACUCUCCAGGACAUGUAGACUUUAGUUCAGAAGUCACAGCUGCUCUUAGAGUAACUGAUGGAGCAUUAGUUGUUGUAGAUUGUGUAGAAGGAGUCUGUGUAUAAACAGAGACAGUAUUGAGAUAAGCUAUGUAAGAGAAGAUAAAACCAGUAGUGAUGAUAAAUAAGAUUGAUAGAGCAAUACUGGAAUUAAAACAUGAUGGUGAAACCAUGUAUUAGAACUUUGUUAAAGUUAUUGAUAAUGUUAAUGUGAUUAUUGCAACCUAUCAAUAAGAAGAUAUGGGAGAACUAUAAGUACAACCAGAACUUGGAUCAGUAUCCUUUGGAUCAGGUAAAGAAUGCUGGGCAUUUUCAUGUACAAAGUUCGCUAUGAUUUAUGCUUCAAAAUUCAAAGUAGAACCAAAGAAAUUAUAAGAAAGAUUAUGGGGUGAUAAUUAUUUUGAUGAUGAGACUAAAUGUUGGAGAAAAGAGAGUGAAGGAACUUCAGGAAAAUAAUUAAAGAGAGCUUUCGUUGCUUUCAUUAUGGAUCCCAUAUGUAAAUUAGCUAAUGCAGUCAUGGAAGGUAAUAUGGAAAUGGCUAAUAAGAUGUUUAAUGUCUUAGGGUUGAAACUUACAUAAGAGGAAUAGAAAUUAAGUGGUAAACAACUUUUAAAGACUGUUAUGUCAAAAUGGAUUAAUGCUGCUGACACUUUGAUUGAAAUGAUUAUAUGUCAUUUGCCUUCACCAAGAGAAGCAUAGAAAUACAGAACAUCUUAUUUAUAUGAAGGACCUUAAGAUGAUGCUAUAGCUUAAUCAAUGAGAGAAUGUAAUCCUAAAGGACCUUUAAUUAUGUAUGUAUCAAAGAUGGUACCAACAUCUGAUAGAAGUAGAUUCUUUGCUUUUGGUAGAGUAUUUUCAGGCACUAUAGGUACAGGAUAAAAGGUUAGAAUUAUGGGUCCUAAUUAUUAACCUGGUAGGAAAGAAGACUUAUUUGAAAAGACAGUUCAAAGAACAGUAUUGAUGAUGGCUAGUAAGGUUGAAUACAUUCCUGAUGUCCCAUGUGGUAAUACUGUUGGUUUAGUUGGUGUGGAUGAUGUCUUGUUAAAGACUGGUACUAUCUCAGAUCAUCCAGAAAGUCAUUUAAUCCGAUCAAUGAAAUAUUCAGUAUCACCUGUUGUUAGAGUAGCUGUCUAACCUAAAAACCCAGGUGAAUUACCAAAAUUAGUUGAAGGUUUGAAGAGAUUAGCAAAAUCAGAUCCAUUAGUUCUUUGUACAACAGAGGAAACAGGAUAGCUUAUAGUAGCAGGAUGUGGAGAAUUACAUGUUGAAAUAUGUUUGAAUGAUUUAGAGAAGGACUUUGCUAAUAUUGAAAUAAUAAGAUCAGAUCCAAUUGUAUCUUAUAAAGAGACUAUUUCAGCAACAUCAAAAAUUGUAUGCAUGGCAAAAUCCCCUAAUAAUCAUAAUAGAAUUUAUGCUUAAGCUGAACCACUUCAUGAAAAUCUUUAAGAUGCAAUUGAAAGAGGAGAAAUAACAGCAAAAGAUGAUAAUAAAGAAAGAGCUAAAUUACUAUCAGAUUAAUAUGAUUGGGAUAAAGAUGAUGCUCUUAAAAUAUGGUCAUUUGGUCCUGAUAAUUCUGGUGCAAAUAUUCUAUUAGAUAAAACAUCAGGAGUCUAAUAUAUGAAUGAAAUAAGAGAUUCAAUGGAAUCUGCUUGGUAACAAACAACCAAAUUAGGUGCUCUUUGUGAAGAAAAUUAAAGAGGAAUUAGAGUUAAUAUCUUAGAUAGUGUGUUACAUGCUGAUGCUAUCCAUAGAGGAGCAGGAUAGAUUAUACCAGCAUCAAGAAGAUUAUUUAGUGCCUGUUAACUAACAGCAAGGCCUGGAUUAUAAGAACCUGUAUUUUUAGCAGAAAUCACUGUUCCUAUUGAUUCAACUGGUGGUGUGUAUAAUUGUUUAAAUAUGAGAAGAGGAAUAAUUAUAGAAGAAGAAUAAGUAGCAGGAACACCUUUAUCAUUAGUAAUUAUAUCAAUUAAAUAUUUUUUAGAUUAGAUCAUAUUUACCUGUUUCUGAAUCUUUCGGAUUUACAGCCCAUCUUAGAGGUCUUACUUAAGGUUAAGCUUUCCCUUAAUGUAUGUUUGAUCAUUGGGCUGUAUUAAAUGGUGAUCCAUUUGAAGUUGGUUCAAAACUUUAUGAUUUAGUGUUGAAUAUAAGAAAGAGAAAAGGAAUUAAGAUCUCAUUGCCAGAUCUUAAUGAAUUUUUAGAUAAAUUGUGA